Molecule: messenger RNA, 3457 nt
Organism: Amoebophrya sp. A25
Lineage: Eukaryota; Dinophyceae; Syndiniales; Amoebophryaceae
Source: the annotation of a GenBank genome assembly
GCUACAAUGAAAAAUGCAAUAGAUGAAAACCACAUGAAUAAAUCAUAUUUCUCUAACAACGUGUAUCAAAGUCCAGAACGCGUGGGUGCAGAACGUCUAGCGUUCUUGUUGUUUACCUACUAGUGUUUAAUUCUCUAUAGUUGCGCGUCUAAUUGUGUGAUACAAGUUGAGUCCUACUCAUCGUGUGAUAUAAGUAGAAAAACGUGUAGAAAAAAUGUUGUUGCCGGAAGGGACGUUCGAAGGAAACGUUCUAACCGGCGAAACACUGGGGCUUGCGGGCAUUGCCACGUGUACCUUUUUUACCUUCUGGCUCUGGAUGUGCUCAUGGCAGGAAAAGGGUGCAAGCUAUUUCUACCUCGGCGUCGCUUUCACGUCAUCAGCGGCUGAGCUAGCGCUUUUCACUUACCCAUACUAUUCAGGAUCGACAGGUAGUAAUUAAUCUAUAUCCUUUUCUAGUCAGAUAUUUAAGAACUUCCUUAGGUCGUUUACUUAGAUAUUCGUUAGUUGUGGAGAACGCCAUGAAUAAGAACUGUUUGGAGAAGUAUGGAUGCCCCUUGUUGGAACAGUGUGGUAUUUUGGUAGAACAGAUGACUAUCGGAAAGAGCAUAGGAUUUGGGAUUGCAGUCAUGUUCUUCGCUGUCGACAUCUGAUUACCACUGAAGUUUUCCUCCCUGGCCGUGUCCUCGAUCUCUCCCUAAAUAUUUUCUACAUCCGCGUCUGCAGUUGUUACAAUGAUACGUGGAAUAUGCUUCUCUCCUUCACUCUUCUAGGCCAACCAUUGAUAUUGAUUCUCCAGGUAAGACUCCAGUUGAUGCGGGAGGCAACUUUGUGGAUGUGACACAUUACAAUUUGGAACUUCUUGCGUGGAGUGCCGUCUGGGCGAUCAUGAUGGCCGUGUGCGUGGUCGAUUCCCUCAUUUACAUGCCACUCGACACCUACAAGCUAUUGAAAAAAGGAGAAGCGAUUCCCGGAUUCGUCUAUCAGGUAAUCCUGGCAACUAAUACUUGGCGGUAUGAUAGUCACUUCCGACGAAUGUGAAGUGUGAUAUUAUUGGUCAUUCAAUAAUAAGUUUCAAGGCAGUUCGUCACGUUGUCUAUUUUGACUUUAGUACUAUGUGAGCGUACAGAGUCCCGAUAAACGAGGGUUUGUUCUACAAUGUAAGUUUAGCAGUAGAAACGUUUACGAUUGUCACAUCCUUUUCAGGUGUACUAUCAUCACAUUUUGGGCCUUCUUGGAAUGGUUCCGAGCUUCCUUCAUUUAAAAGCCCUGGGGGGAUAUGACCUUACUCGUCCUCCGACGGCAUCAAGCGCAGACUUCGAAAAAUUGACUCUCCUGAACACGCUGCGCUUCUGCAAUAGGUAGAAAAUGCAUAAGUCUAACGUUGCAUUAUUUAUGCAGAAAAUUCUAGGCGAGAUUCCUUUAGGAAAUUUGGCGUUUGGCACUUGAAUUUGUGACCUUGAUGUUCAUCAGUUCAACUGAUAUAUAGAUUCUUAGAUUUCAACAAGGAGUGGUGUUUUACCUGCUGAAAACUCCAGGUUCGUGUAUUUUUCGGAGUUUUCCACGAUAUUCUUGCACUCACGGAAUAUCAUGCGUCUCAAGGCACUUGAGACAGGAAUUCCGACUCCUACUAACUUGCGGAUAGGAGCAGGACUUGCGUUUGCCUUUUCUUAAGGCUCACUGUAUUUCAUUUCCACAGGUCGUUUGAAUCCUGAAAAAAUGAACGUUAGAAACUGAGUGGCUGUGAUUUUUUCUUUUUUUUUAUGCCGUAACAUGCGCGCUAAUCUCCGUUUUUUUUAUGCCGUAUCCUGCCAAUGGGUUGGGGAGUGCUCCAGUGCCUCAACUGCGGAGUUCCGUUUCUGAGUAACUUGCUCGCGCAAGUCCUGGAGAUCUCGCGGGUCGCGGGCCUGGCCUCCUGGCUCUUUCCGCAACAAGUAGUAGAGCAGGGCCCGAUCGCCUUUCCACAGUACCAAAUCACCGCAGGCGUCGCAGCUUGCUACUUCGGGUUCUGCUUUUUGAACUUCUAUUGGGGCUAUGAAAUUUGGAAGGGAGUCUCGAAAGCCUUGGGCUUCGGUGGUGCAAAAGCAGAGAAAGGAAAAAAGAAAGCCUAGAGAUACUCCACGACCUCUUAGCAAACUCCCUUUAUUACAACAACUACUCACAACUCUAGUACCACCGGUGUCAGCUCCCUCGAGAACUACCGCUACUCACAAUUCUAGUAUUACUCACAACAGUAGUAAUGGUCGCUUGAAUCAACAGGAUGACAGGCGCGCUGGUGUCCUCAAGUUUUCCUGGCAUAUACUGUAGUAGUAGCACCUCCCCGAAUCCAUCAUGGGAAGGGCAAAGAUUCAGCCCCCGGUAGGCUCCUUUAGUUCAAAGGCUCGUUUGGUCAUGUACUGGAUACAUAUUUUUUUUUUGUGCAGAAACUGAGAGGUUUUUCUCGAUGAAUUGCUUUUGCGGAAUAAGAAGCCACGAAGUUUUCGUAUCAGAUUCUUUUGUGCCGUCGCAUUUCCCAAUGAGCUGUUCUGAUUCAAAAAUUUUAUACUUGAAGAGGCAGAGGCUCCUCCCUCUUAUUUCUUUUUUCGGCACACCAAAAGCUGUUGGUGGUAAGUGAUUAGUUGAGUGUCACAUGUUGCAGAGCCUUAUUAAAUGCACCCCGAAGCAACGGUCUCACUUCGAAGGCCCAUUGCUGGCAAAAUUGGCGAGUUACGCAUCCCAUUAGCGGAAUAUCGGUUGCCUUCCACUUGUAAUAUGGGGGGGGUAGCGUGACUGAGUGGGUGACGGCGAGUAGAACAAAGUUUCUGAUAUUUUCAACUGGCAAGUUGAGAAUUAAGAUUGGAAUGAAACGUUUCUCUGCGUUGUUGAGACCACAGUCACAGGAUCCUGUGUCGAGACACUAAUUUGUUGUUCACUAGAUUGCGACAACGAAAGGUAUCCGACUUACGUCCUUGUGAUACAUAGCCAUUCCUUAAUAAGAAUGCUACGUCUUAUUUUCAUACCGAAAAAAAUGCAUUAUCUACUAGUCUAUUUUCUUUGUUGAAAAAUGCCCUCGUUUUCUGAUUUUUUUUUUGCGCUCUACUGCAUUCACGCACGCUGCACAUGUUUACAUAAAGUUGAAGAUACUGUUGCUCGCCCAAUUCUGUGAGCCAUUGCAUCCAUGCAUUAUUUUAUUGUGCAUAGCAUGAGCAUAUCUACCUUCCGCUUGUGGCAGUCUUGGAAACGUCUUGAGAAAGCACGUUAAUUAAGUCAUCGUCUUCGUUCGUUGGCUGUUUCCGAAACUAUGAGUUUUCUAGAUGCCCACUCUCGUUGAUUUCCACAUUUCCAGAAUCGAUUUCAAAAGAGAUACCACGAAAAUUGAAGGCGCCUGUCAAUUCAUUGCAUUUCUCAUUCGAAAAAUCAAGCGUCUACCAAAGUGUCUGGAGACCUGGCAGGAAGAUGAAAAGUGAAGCAAAAGUUGUCC